Molecule: messenger RNA, 1225 nt
Organism: Exserohilum turcica Et28A
Lineage: Eukaryota; Fungi; Ascomycota; Dothideomycetes; Pleosporales; Pleosporaceae
Exons: 3
Coding region: 107-1222 (371 amino acids)
Source: RefSeq, a predicted model, not a curated record
UCGUCGGCCUACGCAAAAGUGCCUCAGUGGGGAUCGAUAAGACAAACCUAAAUCUCGUUUCUUGCUCCCGCCGGCAGAACCGUUGGUGGAACGGCCAGCCACCACCAUGGGCAAACCAUCCGACUUUGCAGACAUACUCAAUGGAGUCAUGUGGUUCCAGGUCUUUUUCGCCACCCUCUUCAUCGCCCUGCGACUCUACACACGACAAUUCGUCGUGAGGAAUUUCGGGUGGGACGAUGUGUUGAUGUUGGUCAAUCUGGCUACUUUUAUUGGCUUUGUGGCCUGCAUAUCCGUUGGGAUCCAAUACGGCGUUGGGAAAAAGACGGCUGAGAUCAUACGUCUCGAUCUGAACUACUCAAAGGCCAUCAUGUGGGAAGCGAUUGGCCAGGGCAUCUGCAUCAUGGGAAUCGCCGCCUCCAAGGGCUCUGUGGCGCUCUUUCUGCUGCGCAUCGUUGUCAAGACAUGGCAUGUGGCCAUCCUCUGGUUUUGCAUCGCGACCACUACUAUACUCUGCAUCAUCACGACGACGCUGCUGUACACCCAGUGUGUACCAGCGGCAUUCCUAUGGGACCGUACAAUCAAAGGGGGCUAUUGUUGGCUCAACUUCACUCGAGUUGGUCUGACCAUGGGCGCAUGGUCCGCGUCUAUGGACUUUGUCCUUGCUAUUCUUCCCUGGCAUGUUCUUAUGAGCCUCAAUAUGAAGAGGAAGGAAAAAAUCACCAUCGCCGCGGGUCUUUCACUCGGAAUCUUUGCGGGCGCAUGCUCUGUUGUCCGUACUAUUGAGCUGCAGUCCCUGAGCUCAGCCGAUAACUAUGUCUACGACACCGCCAGCAUGCUUCUGUGGUCUUCUUCCGAAGUCUGCAUGACCAUUGUCUGCGCCUGCAUCCCCGUCCUCCGUCCACUUUAUGUCCGCGUCAAAUACGGUUCGCGUGGCGAGUCAUCCAACAAGGACUCUUAUCAUCUCAAGGAAUACUCAAAGUCGAAGACCAGCCGUGGAGGCAACAGCUCACAUGCCAACAAGAUAUACAUGGGUCCUGGCGAGAGCGUGCUCCAAACCACUGUGCGGAUGGGCAGCGACACGGCGAGUGAGGAGACGAUCCUGCGAAACUGCAACGAGUCGAGAGGAAAUGCAGGUACAUCGUUGGAUUACGGCCCGGGCCACAAAGAGGCCAAGGAUAUUCAUGUUACCACGACGGUAACUUCGAGGGACGACUAUGUAUGAACC